This is a messenger RNA of Penicillium psychrosexuale, 1392 nucleotides long. RefSeq lists its product as uncharacterized. Lineage: Eukaryota; Fungi; Ascomycota; Eurotiomycetes; Eurotiales; Aspergillaceae. The transcript is spliced from 2 exons. Gene Ontology annotation, cellular component: membrane. The record is from RefSeq and is a predicted model, not a curated record. The coding region runs from base 1 to 1392 and encodes 463 amino acids. Gene Ontology annotation, molecular function: transmembrane transporter activity. Gene Ontology annotation, biological process: transmembrane transport.
AUGCCCCGGCCAGUUUUCUAUCUGGUUACACAGAACAUGCCAAGCUCACAACCCCACAGGCCAGUGUCAAUGCACUAUCUUGCUCAAGGUUGCACAUUCCUGCUGGCAGGAUCUUUAGCAGAUGUUCUAGGCAGUAGGAGAGCAUUUCUGUGCGGAUGCUUUUUACAGACUGUUUGCCAUGUGGUUAGUGGGCUUGCCCGGACUGGCAUGCAGUUUAUUACUGUCAGAUUUGUGUCCGGCGUGGCUUACCCAAUGUGUUUCGUUUCUGCAAUGAGCAUUCACAGGGAAAAUCUUCCAGUUGGUAAGCUGCGCAAUUUGGCAUUUUCCUGUACGAGUGCAAGUCAAUAUAUUGGCUCUGGGGUAGGCAUCGUCCUUAGUGGAAUACUCUCAGAGACUGUUGGUUGGCGAUGGGGCUUUCAUUGCGCCGCAAUUUUGAGCCUAUCUGGGUUUCUCCUAUCAUUCUGGAGGAUUCCCCAACAGGCCGAAGAACCAAGAUACAUUCCAUGGACAGAACUGGCUGAAGAUAUCGAUUGGUCUGGAACUCUGCUGGCUGGUUCAUUGAUGGUACUUCUAUUCUCUGCAUUAGCCGUCAUCACAAACAAUGUGCAAAACAUUGGCAGAUCGGGCCUCUUCGUUCCUCUUGCUCUUGGUUGGAUUCUCGUUUUUGCCUUCCUGUUCUGGCAGGAUUGCUGGGAAAGAGACAGCACACAACACAUUCAGAAUUCUCUUUGGACAAACUGCCAUUUUCUUUCCAUUGGUUUGGUUAUCUUCUUCGUCUACGCGUCUUCUCUCUCUACCUCGCAGCUUAUGAUCUUCGUAUUCCAACGAGUACAAGGGCUCUCGGUUCUACAAUCUUCUUGCCGAUAUCUGGCAAUCCCAAUUGCUGCCGCGCUGAGCAGUCUGCUCACUGGACGUUUCUUGGCUCGUGUUAAAGCCAAGCAGAUCCUCGUCAUUGCAAUAGCAGUCUCUAGUCUCUCCCCAAUCUUGAUGGCUACAUUGAGCCCAGCUUGGCCUUACUGGAAAUAUGCAAUGCCCGUCCUCUCAUUAAACUCCGUGGCGCCAAAUACUGUUAUCCCAAUUGCUACAAUGCUGGUCGCCGGGUCUUUUCCUUCAGAAACUCAAGAGUUUGCAAUGGGAGUGCUCUGCACUGUGGCAAUGAUUGGAGCCUCCGUAGGCAUGGCACUGACGGCGCUUAUUUCAAACGAUGUCAGCACACAGCUACUCCAGAAACCUGACCAGAGUACUUCUUUAGAAUCCCCAGAGAUAUGGAUGAGCGGUUAUCGGAUUGCAUUCUGGUUUUUGCUCUCACUGAACUUGGUCGGCUUGGCCGUCACUUUUGGCUGCUUAAGAAAACUUGGAUUCUUGGGUCGAAAAUUGGAUAUAGACCAUUAA